AUGUAUGUGGAGCAAAAAAGAGUAACAAAACAAGAACCCAAAAAGUUUUUUUUUUUAUUUGCAUUAUUUUUCCUCUUCAACAAGUAGAAGAAGAUGGAGGAUUUUAGGGUAAGACAUGAGUGUUCAUCUCUCCGUGGUACUUUGUUGGAUUCAAGAUAUGCUAAGGCAGUGCAAUGCCUUGUAGAAGAAGUUAUCGAUAUAGGUGGUAGAGAGGUUGAGCUUUGCAACAACAUUCUAAUCAAUCAGCUGUUUCCAGGAAGGAGAAGACCCGGUUUUGCUUUGUCUUCCGAAAUCAAAUCCGAACUUUGCAGUUCUGGUUUCAUGUCUUUGCCUGAGAAUCAUGAGAUUCAUAUCAAAAUCACAAAGCUUCUCAGUUUGUUGCAACAGGUAGAAGAAAGAUUUGAGCAGUACUGCAAUCAACUGGAGCAAGUGAUUUCAUCAUUUGAGGAAAUAGCAGGAGAAGGAUCAUCUAAAGUGUACACCGGUUUAGCUCUCCAAGCCAUGACUCGACAUUUCGGUAGUCUUGAAGAAGCAAUAAUCUCUCAGCUAAACUCUGUUCGUCGGAGAUUCAUCAUUUCUCAUCAAGAUGUUCCCAAGAUCAUCAGCUCUGGCUUAUCACAGCUCAGCUUGUUCGAUGGGAACACCACUUCAUCAUCACUUCAGCGACUUGGUUUGGUUCAAGGACCACAGAGACAUGCUUGGAAACCCAUCAGAGGCUUGCCUGAGACUUCCGUUGCAAUUCUCCGAGCUUGGCUCUUUCAACAUUUCUUGCACCCGUCAGUUUUCUUGUUGCUCAAGUGUAAUAACACUAGUGAUGAAUCAAAGUUAAAAUGUUGGAGAAAUAACAUUAGUUUGAUUGCUGUAAUGAAAACAGUUAUCCGAAUGAAGCAGAGAAGCUGGUGUUGGCGUCUCAAACAGGACUUUCGAAGAACCAAGUAUCAAAUUGGUUUAUAAAUGCUCGAGUUCGACUCUGGAAACCGAUGAUAGAAGAGAUGUAUAGAGAGGAAUUUGGAGAUUCCUUAGAUGAAUCAAUGCAAAGAGAAGCCAAUGAUGAUUCAAACUAACUGAAAAAAAAGAAGAUAAAAACAGAACAGAGGUUCUUCUUCUUCUUCUUCUACUUCUUUUGAUGAUUCUUAGUCUUUUUAUCCCUUCUUUUGUAUGUUCCUAUCUUUACUCUUUUCCGAAAUCUGCAUUGUACUUGCACUGGACUCAAGUUUCCUUGCUUCGCCUAGUUUUGUUACAGCCUGAAAACGUGUUUUAGUAUUGAUCAUAAGAUGAAGAUUGCAACAAAU
Molecule: messenger RNA, 1292 nt
Organism: Arabidopsis thaliana (thale cress)
Lineage: Eukaryota; Viridiplantae; Streptophyta; Magnoliopsida; Brassicales; Brassicaceae
Gene: BLH11
Product: BEL1-like homeodomain 11
Exons: 3
Coding region: 94-954 (286 amino acids)
Biological process (GO): regulation of DNA-templated transcription
Cellular component (GO): nucleus
Molecular function (GO): DNA binding
Source: RefSeq, marked reviewed